Messenger RNA from Macrosteles quadrilineatus (aster leafhopper), 648 nucleotides. RefSeq names its product cytochrome c oxidase subunit 6A, mitochondrial-like. The coding region runs from base 97 to 570 and encodes 157 amino acids. Gene Ontology annotation, cellular component: mitochondrial inner membrane. The transcript has a single exon. The record is from RefSeq and is a predicted model, not a curated record. Gene Ontology annotation, biological process: mitochondrial electron transport, cytochrome c to oxygen. NCBI's taxonomy places the organism in Eukaryota, Metazoa, Arthropoda, Insecta, Hemiptera, Cicadellidae. Gene Ontology annotation, molecular function: enzyme regulator activity.
UGAUAAAAUCUGUUAAACUGCUAAAUAAACAUUUGAAUAUUAAUUUCAAUCAACCAAGUAAAAUCAAAAUUAUGUUUUGUAAAUUAUGAAUUGAUAAUGAAAAUAUUUAAUAUGUCUCUUUGGUGCAGAUUAAUUGGGAACUGGAGUUUUACUGGGCAAUGUCGUCUUAGUUCCACUCUCAAGUAUGCACUAGAAUGUAAAAACAAUGCCUCUACUAAACAUGAACUUCCGUGCCAAGAAAAGGAGAGGAAAUCUGUGUGUCCACCAGAACUGCGCUGCGAUGGACCUCAGCAGACCCAAAACGGAGGCCACAGUUACAAAACCUACAAGGCGAUUGCUCUGUUUGUGUGUUUACCUGCAAUAUUGGUAACUACCGUUGUGCAGUACAAGAGUGCUGUUGCUAAGAAAACCGAGUGUGAGGAACAGCUUGAGUUUAUUCCCUACGAUCAUUUGAGAAUCCGUACAAAGAAAUUUCCCUGGGGCGACGGUAACCAUUCUUUCUUCCAUAAUGCUCAUGUCAAUCCAUUACCAGAUGGGUAUGAGGAGAAUGAAAAUGAAGAUGAUGACUAAGCAGUAGGCCCUACACACAAGAUUAAUGAUAAUUGUCAUUCAUGUCCAAUCAAAGUCGAAUAAAUUACAACUCUAAUA